CAUUGCAACAACUGGAUCUAUCACAUGGUGCCUUCUCUCUUCAGCACUCGAGGACUGCGGACAGGUUGCCCGUCGCGCCGUGCUACUCACUCGUUUGUUGUGAUGUAGUGGCUGUCGGGGACAGAAAGAAAGAAAGAAAGACACCGGCCGAUCCUGUUCAGGAGCGCCUCGCGGGGUAUUGGACCCAGGACUCUGCGUGUUGCAAGGAGCAACCACAUGGUCCAACACUCUCCUCCACUGUGAAGACUGCUGACAAAAUGGGGAGAUUGGACGUACCUCAUCGGAGGAGCAUCUUUCUCCUUGUUGGGCCUCUGCUUUGGUCGCUUCACGCCAGUGGACAGUUGAUAGGAGGCCGGCUGGACUGCCAAAAUCUGUGCGUGUGCGCAAGCAACAUCAUCAGCUGCUCAAAAGGGAAUCUCACCAACCCCCCUACCCCCCUUCCCAAAUACACGACGGUGCUGGACCUCAGCUUCAACUCCAUCGGCAGACUGCGGGCGGAGUGGACGCCCGUCGUGCUGAGUCGACUCCACACGCUGCUCCUCAGCCACAACGCUCUCUCCUUCCUCUCCUCGGAGGCGUUUGUGCACGUGACAAAGCUGCGUUACCUGGACUUAUCUGCCAACCAGCUCCGCCAGCUGGAUGAAAACAUGUUCGAGCCGCUGGAGAACUUGGAGGUGCUGCUGCUUUAUAAGAACAGCAUUUCGCAGAUUGAACGUUUCGCCGCUUUCUCGGGUCUGGCCAACCUGCAGAAGCUCUACCUGAGCCAGAAUCUCAUCUCGCGCUUCCCCUUGGAGCUGGUGAAGGAGCGAAGCCGCAUGGAGACCCUCACGCUGCUGGAUGUCUCGUCCAACCGGAUCAAAGCGCUGACGUUAGACGAGCUUCGAGCUCUGCCCGCGUGGAUCAAAAACGGCCUAUACUUCCACAACAACCCCCUGCCGUGCAGUUGUGAUCUUUUCGACGUGGUUGCACACUGGCAACUCAAAGAUCUCAGCUCGGUCGUGGACUUUAAGGAUGAGCACACUUGUAUCCUUGCGGGUCGGCCCAAACAAAAAGUGCUCACCCUUGACCUGGACAAAGCUUAUUUGAACUGCAGCGAGGUCAAGCUAACGGAUAGAGAAGCGUAUCUGGAGCAGGUUGUGGUGCUGGACUGUGACACCAAGCAGAAAGACAUGAUAAAGACCUGGGCCUUGCCAGGGAACAUUCCGGUAUCUUCAGCAAACAAAAGCACAAGGAUACUUCCGGACGGAAACCUUCAGCUCGGACCUUUGAGGGAAGACGACUCGGGCGUGUACACCUGCUACGCCAUCGGAGACGCCCUUCACGAGACGAUUAACAUCACCGUGGUGGUUUUUAACUCAACCAUGAUCCCCGGCUUGGAGAACCUGAAGACUGCAUACACCACCCUCAUAGCAUGCCUUAUCAGCAUUGUGAUGGUUUUCAUCUACCUCUACCUCACACCUUGCCGCUGCGCCUGUUGUCCAGGUCAGGAACUGGAGAAAAAUGACCCGACAGGCAGCCUCCACUCCUCCAACGUCAGCAACGCCCAAAGCCACCAAGAGACUGGACCGGAACGAGGGAAUGAGGGCGGUAAAGACACCUCAUUUGACACCAAGGACUUGUUAGAGCAGAACGGGAACCCAAAAGGUGAAGACGUUUGGAAGGAGGGGAACAAGAAGAGGAAGGCAUCUGUUAGCUCUGUGAGCUCAGACACCCCCAUGAUGGUGUAAAACUGUUUGAGGGAGUGGAAAAACUGCUAUGCAUGCUUGUGAUUGGUGGUUACCAGUCACUGGCGGAGCUAGAAUUGUUUUUUCUUUUCUUUGAGGGGUGGCACAGAUAUCUCUGGCAGGCGGCAAAAAAAGAAAAAAAAAAUCGUACAAAAUGCGCAAAAAAAUUAUUUUAUGUUCUCUACCAGUUAGAGCAAGAGGGAUUCUACUGAA
Syngnathus typhle (broad-nosed pipefish) is the source of this 1937-nucleotide messenger RNA. RefSeq names its product amphoterin-induced protein 1-like. NCBI's taxonomy places the organism in Eukaryota, Metazoa, Chordata, Actinopteri, Syngnathiformes, Syngnathidae. Gene Ontology annotation, biological process: brain development. The transcript is spliced from 2 exons. The coding region runs from base 258 to 1727 and encodes 489 amino acids. The record is from RefSeq and is a predicted model, not a curated record. Gene Ontology annotation, molecular function: protein binding.